This is a messenger RNA of Moneuplotes crassus, 1971 nucleotides long. Lineage: Eukaryota; Ciliophora; Spirotrichea; Euplotida; Euplotidae. The record is from the annotation of a GenBank genome assembly.
GCUUAUUUGAUAAUUUAAAAUGGAGAAAAAUGUUAUAUCGCCUUCCUCAACAAGAGGAUAUUCUGAAGAGAGGGAGCUAGAUUUUAGUGUUCCAAACCAGCUUCGACAGUUGCCGAUGAUAGGAUUGAGCAAGUAUAACUCUGAGCAAAGAUUAGCCCUGCAGAGGCCCAGUAGGAAUAAAAAUCCCUUUAUUGCUGGUGUCACCAGUCUCGGAAAACGGACCUAUGAUACUGAAAUGCUCCUUGUGCAUAACGAGAUCAGCCAAAUAGAGAGAUCUAGGGCUCUCAAUCUGAAUCAGAAGAGAAAGAAAUCAAAAAUAAGUUUAAAUUAUAACAGUGGAAGUAGGACUGACCGUACAGGUAUUAUUAGAAAGAUCAAGAGCAUCAAACCACAGACUGUUACAGGCAAAAUGAGAGACAAGAUUUUCAAUAUUGACCCUAGCCUUUGUCGGAACCAAAUUGCUAAACUUAAGAGAACCCUUGCUGUGGAUAGGAAGUCAAGGCAUACCCAACAGAGUGAAGGAAGAGAGCUUGUCUCUAGCCAAAGUACCAGGCAGAUCAGUGUUCCAAGGCUAACCUCUCCCAGAGAGAACAGUGAGGACAGACGAGAAUAUCUAGAUGGUUGAAAACUGAUUCUCAGAAAAGAAAUAUCAAUCAAUGACAAAUACGAUGAAACUCGUAAACUUGUGGAAUAUAUCAAGAAUGAGAAGGAAAGACUUGAUAUGUCAAGGCAAGCUUUUGAGAUCGACAAGAAAAAGUUCAUGGACUACAAGUUCAUGCUUAAGGAAGACAUCUCAGUAAUCCAAGGACAGGUGAAGAAGAUGGCUAAAAAGAAAUCAGAGAUGGAAUACGAUUGUUAUAGGAAGAUGGCCCAAAUCUCUGAAAUUCAAAAUGAAAUUAAUAGGAUAAAUGAGAAAAUAGAUACAAAUGAAGGUCACAGAGAGUUUAUAGAAGAUGUUCACAAGUUCAGAGGCAUCCAGAAGUUGAAGCACUCUAUAAAGAUGAAUAAGCAGCAUUCUAAAGCAAUCUUGCCAAAUUUGGAGAACCAUAAGAACUUACUAAAGGAAGUCGUGAUGAAGUAUAGGCAGGAUCAUAAAAAUAAACUUUUCAUCACGGAGAGAGACCAUGGAGACGAAUCCAUAGAGAUUAAGACUGAAUCCUCUCAACAAGAAGAGGAAAUACUAGAUGAAAAAUCUCUGUUUAACAAACAAAAGAUGCUAGAUAUUCUAAGUGCUCUUGAGGAAGACAAUCUCUUUAUUUUGACACAGAUUCAAGAGAAAGAAUUCAAUUAUGAGGAUUUGAAGAAGCUCUUUAAUAAUAAGAUUCAGGCAAAGGAAGAUGAAAUUUCCAAAGUAAAGGACAAGAUAACUCAAAUCAAAUAAGUCAAAUUUGUCAAAGAUGCCUAACUUCAAGGUAAAGGAGCCAUUGAGUGAGGAAGCCAAGUUUAGGCUUGAGUCUUUUAUGAAAGAAGUUAACUAUAAACUAUACGAAAUUCACAAAAUUCAGACAAGUGACUUAGACAAUCACGAUGAAUUUGCAGAAUCCAUGGCUCGAAGACAAGGAGGCUCUAUUCCUCUAGCCUUAGCAGAGGAUACCCCCGAAGGUGUACUAGAGUCCUGCAUGAACAUGCUUAGAAAGAUCGAAAUUGAGUACCAUAAUGUCUCUGAUAAACUAGAUGUAGAUAAUCCUCUAGUUAUGGAGGCUAUUAAGAAGGUUAGUGCUGAUAGAAAGCAAAAAUAAGAUUCGUGAAGCCCAGAAAGAGAUCAAUGAAGCCAAGCAAGAACAACUUGAGCUGAAUAAAAUUAAGCUUAUCAAGAAAGAAGAUUUGAGUCAGAAUAAUUUGUUUAGAGGAAAGCCUCUUGCUUUCAAAUCCAGAAAGAAUAAAAUUAAGAAGAAGAAAAAUAUCAAAAAUGAGUAUACAGAAGAAGAGGUUGAUUUUAUGAGAUAUGUCAAUCACAAAAAGAUGGAGUAA